Molecule: messenger RNA, 450 nt
Organism: Micromonas commoda
Lineage: Eukaryota; Viridiplantae; Chlorophyta; Mamiellophyceae; Mamiellales; Mamiellaceae
Exons: 1
Coding region: 1-450 (149 amino acids)
Biological process (GO): GPI anchor biosynthetic process
Cellular component (GO): endoplasmic reticulum membrane; dolichol-phosphate-mannose synthase complex
Molecular function (GO): enzyme regulator activity
Source: RefSeq, a predicted model, not a curated record
AUGGACUCUAGGUUAGCCUCUCUCGGUCUCGGGCUGGCAGGCUGGCAGUUCCGGGUCGCUUGGGUCCUGCCGCUGGCAAAGUGGUCUGGUGACUUCGCAUCAGGCUCCGAGCGUCAGUUCAUUUGUCGCCUCCGACCCCUGCCGCGCCCACACUCCACCGGCCCUCGCUCCGUCGCCGCCCUUGUGCGAGCAUCGAUGAACGACAGGUCCAUCGGGCUUGUCCUCUGCGCCGCCGCUACCGUCGCGUUCGCCUACUACACCGUCUGGGCGCUCGUCACCCCGUUCAUCGACGCCGGCCACCCGGUUCUCGAGUGGUUCCCCGAUCGGCGGUACGCGGUGUUGCUGCCCGCGGCGCUCGGGGCGCUGCUCGUCGCGUGCGUGUGCGUGUUCCUGGGUACUGUGAUGGCUGUGCACCUCGUUAACCACGGACCCAAGUCCAAGAUCGCGUAG